Messenger RNA from Tripterygium wilfordii, 1666 nucleotides. Its product is annotated as 5-formyltetrahydrofolate cyclo-ligase-like protein COG0212. The coding region runs from base 344 to 1420 and encodes 358 amino acids. Lineage: Eukaryota; Viridiplantae; Streptophyta; Magnoliopsida; Celastrales; Celastraceae. Gene Ontology annotation, cellular component: cytoplasm. The transcript is spliced from 6 exons. The record is from RefSeq and is a predicted model, not a curated record.
CUAAGAUGGACCAUCCAUCCCCUUGUAUCCAAAAACUCAUUUUAGACGGAUGUAACGGAGGCUCACGCCAAUCCAAUCUCACAACAAUUUGUAUCUGAAGGGGAGUCGGCAACCAACUUUACUCCAGUUGCUUCCGAUAGGCUGCGACCUCCAUCACUUUUUCAUACGUACGCGGUACAUGGAUGCAUUUCCUAUCCUGCGACCUCCAUCAGUUAGCGAUCAUGCACAAAUCUAAGCCAUUCAUAUCUUAUUAUUGCGUAUCAAAACCAACACAAUGCAAUGCUACUGGUCCAUUUCUUGAAGCACCAUCGUCACCAAUUGUCCUAACCCGAUUCCCUUCUUGAUGGAUUCAACUCUGACCCGAAUAUCUGCUCCCUUUACUCUCAAACCCAUUUUUUCAUUAGCCAAAGAGACCCGCUUUUUCUCUGCUACUCCUCUCUCGGCGUUUCCCCUCAAUAGAAAACUCUCCAGUUCCAAGCUCCAAAGCAGCGGACGACAAAACAAUGUCGUUUUCGACGAGUCGGACUUUGAGGCUCAGAGGCUAAGCCUUGACGCAAAGGCCCGAGAUAUGAUGGUAGAGACUUCUAGGCGAGAGAUGGAAUCCGGAAUGGACGAUGACCCAAAAGCUUGGAAAUGGAUAAUCCGAAAAAGAAUUUGGGAUAUGAUGGAAGCUCGCAACAUAGCUCAGAACCCACGACCGGUUCACCAUCGGAUCCCCAACUUCGUUGGCGCAUCCGCCGCAGCCAAACGUUUGGGUGAUUUGGAGGUCUUUCGGGUGGCGGAUUGCGUGAAGGUUAACCCGGAUUCGCCCCAAAAACAAGUCAGGUUUCUCACACUCUCAGGUGGAAAGAAGUUGUUAACUCCUCAGCCUCGUUUGAGGACAGGGUUUUUCUCAGUACUUGAAUCGUGCACCUUACCUCCGGGUACCAUCAAUGAGGCAUGCACAUCUGUAGGGGUUGCCAAGUAUGGAAAACCGAUUGGACUGGAUGAAAAGAUAAAGGUGGAUCUGAUUGUCAUUGGUUCAGUUGCUGUUGAUCCAAGUACAGGGGCACGACUAGGCAAGGGAGAGGGGUUUGCAGAACUUGAAUAUGGGAUGCUGCGGUAUAUGGGAGCUGUUGAUGACUCAACACCAGUUGUUACCUCUAUCCAUGACUGUCAAUUGGUUGAUGAUAUUCCAGUCGAGAAACUGCUGAUCCAUGAUGUUGCUGUAGACAUCAUUUGCACUCCCACGCAGGUCAUAUUUACCAAUACAACAAUCCCUAAGCCAAAAGGUAUCUACUGGGACAAAUUGUCUCCAGAAAAGCUGGGACAAAUUCGGAUACUUAGAGAGCUGAAGAGCAGAAUAGAGCGUGAGACUGGGCAGGAACUUCCUUCUGGUCCAUCUGAGAAGUUGCCUCCCACAACGCGACGGAGGCGCUGAAAUUCUCAUGUCUAAGAGGCCUUUUAGUGGGAUUGUAUUGGCUUUUGACAAAUGUUACUAUCUAUGAAAGAAACCGUCUUUGUAGUAGAAAAGUGAUAAGUCUCAAAAUAGACCCUCUACUUUGCAAAACUGGUUGAUUGUGUCAUUUUUUUUUUUUUUUUUUCGUGUCAUUUAAACUCUUGUACUUUGAAGAAUGAGUUCCGUUAGCUCUCCAAGCUUUUAGACAUUAAGGCUCCGUUUAGACGA